AUGUUUUCCAUCUACCUCCUCAUCGGCGCCUGCGUCGCGCUCAGCGCCUGGCUCUACCGUAACUACAGCACGCUGUCCCGUCACGGCAUCAAGCAUGGCCCCUUUGUCCCGCUACUGGGAGACAUGGCUGGCGUGCUGUUCACGAAGGAGCACAUUGCUGACGUCGUCAUGCGCGCGUAUGAGAGAUUCCCACAAGAGAGUACCUGCCACUACCGUAACUACAGCACGCUGUCCCGCCACGGCAUCAAGCUUGGCCCCUUUGUCCCGCUGCUGGGAGACAUGGCCGGCGUGCUGUUCUCGAAGGAGCACAUUGCUGACGUCGUCAUGCGCGCGUAUGAGAAAUUCCCACAAGAGCGAUUGGUGGGUCGCUACGAAUUCCUGACUCCCUACGUCAUGGUGAAGGACCUUAACCUCUUGAAGAGGAUCACUGUUACGGACUUCAACCACUUUGUCGACCGAAUAAGUGUCGACGCCAAGGCAGAUCCUAUCUUUAACAGAAUGCUUUUGUGCUUGAGAGGUGACGAAUGGAAAGAAAUGCGUUCUGCCCUGAGUCCAGUUUUCACCAGCUCCAAGAUCCGACUGAUGGUGCCAUUCAUGGUACAAGUCGGGGACCACAUGAUCAGGGCUCUGAAGACUAAGAUUGAACAGUCUGAAGUUGACUACAUCGACCUCCAAGCUAAGGACUUGACAAGGCGCUUUGCCAACGAUGUGAUAGCCACCUGCGUCUUCGGUCUCGACGUCAACUCCCAAUAUGAAGAGAACGAUUUCUUCAAAAUGGGCAAGGAGCUCACCACCGUGACUUUUAUAUUUAAGAUGAGGUUCUUGGGAUUCAUGAUUGUGCCUUCGAUUAUGUCUGCUCUACAGCUGACAGUGUUCUCACAGAAGGUGAUAGGUUUUUUCACAAACGUGGUGCUGGGAGCCAUAAAACAACGUGAAGAGCAAAACAUCUAUCGGCCAGACAUGAUCCACCUACUCAUGGAAGCCAAGAAAGGAAAACUGGCGCAUGACACAAAGUCUACAAAAGACGACCAUGCCGGUUUUGCUACAGUAGAGGAGUCUGAUGUUGGAAAAGUUAAAAAUAAAACGGUCUGGACAGACUUUGAUCUAGUGGCCCAAGCAGUGAUCUUCCUCUUCCCCGGUUACGACACUGUUGCCUCGACCAUGUCGUUCCUCCUCUACGAGCUGGCCGUCAACCCUGACUGUCAGGAGAGGCUGUUCCGGGAGAUCCAGGAGAAUGAGGAGAAAAACGGGAAGAUUGACUAUAAUUCAGUGCAGCAUAUGACGUAUUUGGAUAUGGUUAUAUCAGAGGUUCUUCGCAAGUGGCCUGGUAGUAUAUCGCAGACCCGUGUUUGUGUCAAAGACUACAACCUGGGGAAACCCAACGACAAAGCUACCAAAGAUGUUAUCCUUCGCAAAGGAGAAGCAGUACAAAUACCGAUGUGGGCGUACCAUCGCGACCCCAAAUACUUCCCGGACCCUGAAAAGUUUGACCCUGAGCGCUUCUCCGUAGAAAACAAGCACAAAAUUGACCCUGUUGCCUACAUGCCCUUCGGAUUGGGACCCAGGAACUGCAUUGCAUCAAGAUUUGCCCUCUGCGAGAUAAAGGUGAUGGCGUAUCAACUGCUACUCCAUAUGGAAGUCACGCCCUGCGAGAAGACUAUCAUCCCGAUUACUCUGUCUGCACAAAAUGGCUUCCGAAUGUCUGUGACUGGAGGCAACUGGGUUAGGUUUAGACCACGGAAGAAUGGGGUUGGCAACUGUCAAAAGCUUUUAUAGAUGGUGCAUAGGUUUUCC
Cydia splendana is the source of this 1794-nucleotide messenger RNA. Its product is annotated as probable cytochrome P450 9f2. The record is from RefSeq and is a predicted model, not a curated record. The transcript has 11 exons. Bases 1 to 1776 code for a protein of 591 amino acids. NCBI's taxonomy places the organism in Eukaryota, Metazoa, Arthropoda, Insecta, Lepidoptera, Tortricidae. Gene Ontology annotation, molecular function: oxidoreductase activity, acting on paired donors, with incorporation or reduction of molecular oxygen; iron ion binding; heme binding.